AGGAGUGACUACUAGCCAGAAAAGAACAGAAUCGAAGAGUCGGGAAGAGGAAUCGAGGGGAAAGGAAGAAUUGGCGGGGGAGCGAGAAAAGCAAUGGGAUGCGCAACGCGCAGCCGAGCCCAGAGUAUCGGUACAGGUUCAUCCACAACGUGGUCCGUUGAUCGUUCUGGUCUGGUGUGGUAUGGUCUGAUCUGGUCGGGUCGGGUCGGGACCGUUUGUCGUUACGUUGCACCACGUCGCACAAUCGACGUGUCGAGUCUCGAGUAGUGUAACUUCUUCGUUCUUUUCGAAGGAUCGACCAACAGAUAUCGUCUUUCCGAUAACGAUUCUCGUUUAUCGAUCUAAGUGAUUCAGAGAAUACGAUACAAUUUAUCGCGUUUAUAUCAGUUUCAGUAGAUUUUAGUAUUCCGAUUACAAAUUACAGCCAUUCCAGCACAAGUGUACGCUCUGUCAAUCGUACCGCAUGAUAGCGUGCGCUUACGCUUGUCACUCUAUUUCUACUCUGCUGACAGCACAACGAGAGGAUCAUCACCUGACUACAGCGCGAAAUGUUCAGUUGGUUGAGUCGAGAAGAGGGCGGAAGACAGGACCUCUUUGAAAAUGUUACAGAAGGUCUUAAAAAGAUAUACAAGUCUAAACUACUACCUCUUGAACAUCAUUAUCAGUUCCAUGACUUUCAUUCGCCUCAACUCGAUGACCCGGACUUUGACGCCAAACCCAUGAUCCUUUUGGUGGGUCAAUAUUCUACCGGCAAAACUACCUUCAUCAAGUAUUUGCUAGAAAGAGACUUUCCUGGAAUAAGAAUCGGUCCUGAACCAACGACAGAUCGCUUCAUUGCAGUUAUGUACGACGAGAAAGAAGGCGUAAUACCUGGGAAUGCUUUAGUUGUUGAUCCGAACAAGCAGUUUCGACCCCUUUCCAAAUUUGGAAACGCGUUUCUUAAUAGAUUUCAAUGUUCUACUGUCGCGUCCCCUGUAUUGAAAGGAAUAUCAAUAGUCGAUACACCUGGUAUUUUGUCCGGUGAGAAACAAAGAGUUGACAGAGGCUACGACUUUACUGGAGUCCUGGAAUGGUUUGCCGAACGAGUGGAUAGGAUUAUAUUAUUGUUUGAUGCGCAUAAACUCGACAUUUCUGAUGAAUUUAGAAGAUCCAUCGAAGCGUUACGUGGUCACGACGACAAAAUUCGAAUCGUGCUUAAUAAAGCCGAUAUGAUCGAUCAUCAACAACUCAUGAGAGUAUAUGGAGCAUUAAUGUGGUCUUUAGGAAAAGUUUUACAAACUCCAGAAGUGGCUAGAGUGUACAUCGGAUCAUUUUGGGACCAACCCUUGAGAUACGAUGUGAAUAAGAGAUUAUUCGAAGACGAGGAACAGGACUUAUUUAAGGACAUGCAAUCAUUGCCGAAAAACGCGGCCCUUAGAAAACUUAAUGACUUGAUCAAACGCGCACGAUUGGCGAAGGUACACGCUUAUAUAAUCAGUGCUUUAAGGAAAGACAUGCCCAGUGUUUUCGGCAAAGAUGCAAGAAAGAAAGAACUUAUAAAAAAUUUAGGCCAAAUUUAUGAUCAAAUACAGAGGGAGCAACAAAUUUCACCUGGCGAUUUUCCAGACUUAAAAAAGAUGCAGGAAUGUUUGGCACAUCAUGAUUUCAAUAAAUUCAAUGUUUUGAAACCCAAAUUGUUAGAAGUAGUCGAUAAAAUGCUCGCCGAAGAUAUCGCUAAACUUAUGGCGAUGAUACCGCACGAAGAAGUUGGUACGACGUGUGAAUCGCUUGUCAAAGGUGGCGCAUUUGAAGGUGUAGAAGAUCAAAUAAGUCCAUUUGGAUACAAACGAGGGGAAGGUAUCGAUGCUGGCGCAGGUGAACCAGAAUGGAUCGUAAACAAGUAUAGAGCUAAUUCCGAUGAUAUUUUCAAAACGCUUGGUCCAUGUGACGGAAAAAUUACGGGAGCAGCGGCUAAGUCGGCAAUGGUGAAAUCUAAAUUACCAAAUAGUGUACUUGGUAAAAUUUGGAAAUUAUCUGAUAUCGAUAAGGAUGGGCUUCUGGAUUCUGAUGAAUUUGCCUUAGCGAUGCAUUUAAUUAAUGUCAAACUCGAAGGCUACGACCUUCCAGCCGAAUUGCCUGAUCACUUGGUACCGCCGUCGAAACGAAAUUUAUAAAUUAAUAUCGAUCGUGUAUUUCUGUCUCUCGUCUCAUCGUUGUUACCUUUGGUACAUACCUUUGGCACGCACAUUACACGAUUGUAUUUAUUGAUUAGCCAAUAAUGCGACGCUAAACACAUCGACGGACGUUAUCAUUUUGUAAACGUUCAAAAGAAUACACUAUAUUUACGAAUACUACGUCAAUAAAUUAUUUUAUAUCGCUGUUGGACAUUUGUUUGCCUAUUGGUUAACCGAAAGGAAGACGACCAUUUUUUUAAAACUGUAAAAUUAUCACCUCCAGAAAUGACUUUUGGCAUUUUUAACUUAAUAUUACACGUAUUCUUUCAAAUACUACACUUAUGAAAAGGAAAACACAGAUUUCUUUCGAAUGUUUGUGAAAUUUUGUUCUACCUUUUCCUCGUUUCUUCAACGGAAAUGAACGUUGAACUUGCUCUCCCAUGACGGCUAGAAUAUAUUUAACGUGAAUCAUGAUUCGCAUUUUGAUAAACGGUGAUUGUUAAACGUUAUAAUUGUAACCGAAAUGGGAAAUUUUUUAAAAUGCCUAUAACAAAUUAUAUUUAACACUUAAAGCUAUGACCAAAACAAUUGCAUAUACACGACAAACCACUGCAUUUGAUAUCAGCACUGCCUCCGUAUGUAAAUAAAUGCAUUUUUACAAACAAAUAUAUAUUCUUGUUCAAUA
Messenger RNA from Megachile rotundata (alfalfa leafcutting bee), 2838 nucleotides. RefSeq names its product putative achaete scute target 1. The record is from RefSeq and is a predicted model, not a curated record. Gene Ontology annotation, molecular function: protein binding; GTP binding; calcium ion binding. Lineage: Eukaryota; Metazoa; Arthropoda; Insecta; Hymenoptera; Megachilidae. Gene Ontology annotation, biological process: endosomal transport; endocytosis. Gene Ontology annotation, cellular component: plasma membrane; cytoplasm.